UAAGUUAUUUAAACAAAUUAGGGUAUUUUAGCAAAACCAUAUAUAAAGUCUCCUAAAACCCUAGUUUCCCUGGGCUCUUCCGACUCUGGAUGCAGCUAGGGAAGGAUAUCGAAUCUACCAUUUGAGUUUUCUGACAUAUCAAUCGUGAAAGAAGAAAACAAGGCUAAAAAAUGGUGCAGUAUAACUUCAAGAAGAUUACUGUGGUACCCAAUGGCAAGGAUUUUAUUGAUAUUAUUCUGUCCCGUACUCAACGACAAACCCCCACUGUUGUCCACAAGGGUUAUGCCAUUUCUCGCUUGCGCCAGUUUUAUAUGAGGAAAGUAAAGUACACUCAGACGAACUUUCAUGAAAAGCUCUCUACUAUCAUUGAUGAAUUCCCUCGGCUAGAUGACAUUCAUCCUUUUUAUGGUGAUCUUCUUCAUGUUCUCUAUAAUAAAGAUCAUUACAAGCUUGCUCUUGGACAGGUUAACACUGCAAGGAACCUCAUUAGCAAAAUUGCUAAAGACUAUGUGAAACUGUUGAAAUAUGGUGAUUCACUCUACCGUUGCAAGUGUCUGAAGGUCGCUGCUCUUGGAAGGAUGUGUACUGUGAUCAAGAGAAUUGGGCCUAGUUUGGCUUACUUAGAGCAGAUUAGACAGCACAUGGCUAGACUUCCAUCAAUUGAUCCAAAUACUAGAACAAUCUUAAUUUGUGGGUAUCCUAACGUUGGUAAGAGCUCAUUUAUUAACAAGAUUACCAGAGCCGAUGUUGAUGUUCAGCCCUAUGCCUUCACAACAAAGUCACUCUUUGUGGGUCACACUGACUAUAAGUACUUGAGGUACCAAGUGAUUGAUACACCGGGGAUUUUGGAUAGGCCAUUUGAAGAUCGUAACAUCAUUGAGAUGUGUAGCAUUACUGCUUUGGCUCAUCUUAGAGCUGCCGUGCUGUUUUUCUUAGACAUAUCUGGGUCUUGUGGGUAUACAAUUGCUCAGCAGGCCGCUCUCUUUCAUAGUAUAAAGUCUCUGUUUAUGAACAAACCAUUGAUUAUUGUCUGCAAUAAAACUGAUUUGCAGCCGCUGGACGGUAUAUCAGAGGAAGAUAUGAAAUUGGUCAAGGAGAUGCAGGCUGAAGCUAUGAAAACUGUAAUGGGUCAAGGAGGUGAGGCUACAGAUGAAGAGGGAGUGUUGCUUACUAUGAGCACUUUGACAGAGGAAGGCGUUAUUGCUGUUAAGAAUGCUGCCUGCCAGAGAUUAUUAAAUCAAAGGGUAGAAUUGAAGAUAAAAUCAAAAAGGAUGGAUGAUUGCUUGAAUCGGCUUCAUGUGGCAAUGCCAAAGCCUCGGGAUCAGAAGGAAAGACCAAUAUGCAUACCUGCGGCUGUGUUGGAAGCCAGGGAAAAACAAGAAGGAGAGAAGCAAAUUAGGAAAACCGAGAAGGAUUUGGAAGAAGAGAAUGGUGGUGCCGGCGUCUAUUCUGCCAGUUUAAAGAAGAACUAUAUCUUAGCCAAUGAUGAAUGGAAAGAAGACAUUAUGCCUGAAAUUAUGGAUGGACAUAAUGUGUCUGACUUCAUCGAUCCUGAUAUUUUAUUUAGACUUGAAGAGUUGGAAAGAGAAGAAGGAUUUCGUCAAGCAGAGGAAGCUAAGGACGAUUUUGAGAUGGAUGGUGCUGAAUUGACUCCCGAGGAACAAGAAGCUUUAGCUGCGAUCAGAAGAAAGAAAAGUGUGCUUAUUCAACAACAUAGAAUCAAGAAAAGCACUGCAGAAAGCCGACCCAUCGUACCAAGGAAAUUUGAUAAAGACCGAGAAUACACAACAAAGAGAAUGGGGAGACAGCUAUCAGUCUUGGGUCUGGAUCCUACUUUGGCAGUUAACCGUGCACGUAGUAAAUCACGAGGUCGCAAGAGGGAGAGAUCUCCUGACAGAGGAGAUGCUACUGGCGAUAAUACUAUGGAUGUGGAUGACGAAACACCAAGUAAGAAGUUACGAAUGAGGUCUAUGUCCAUGUCAAGAUCUAGGUCUAGGUCUCGUCCACCAAGUGAGGUUACCCCUGGGGAUGGAUUCAAGGACUCAGUCCAAAAGGUCAAGGCAUUAAAGAUUGCGAAGAAAUCUGUGAAAAAGAGGAAUAAGGAUGCUCGCCGUGGUGAGGCAGAUAGGGUAAUCCCAACAUUGAAACCAAAACACUUGUAUUCAGGAAAACGCUCUACUGGAAAAACUGACAGGCGUUAGAAAUGUUUGAGGAAUACAUUUAUUUUCAACCUUUUUGGUGUUUUCUUGUUGUAAAAGGAUCUGAUGAAGAUGUAGAUUCCUGCUUUGGCUUGGGGCACAGAGUUAUAUCUUUAUUUUAUAGCUUAAGUUUUUAUGCAAUUUGGAAUGAUGAAUAUAUUCAUUCUCCUUUGAGACUUGGGUGUCUUGUGGUGAUGUAUUUCACAUGAUACCAGAAAAUUUUUGACCGCUUAGUGUUAAAUUCUAUUUCGUCUUCUCUUGUUUUCAUGGUA
Messenger RNA from Cucumis melo (muskmelon), 2470 nucleotides. RefSeq names its product nucleolar GTP-binding protein 1-like. Gene Ontology annotation, cellular component: nucleolus. NCBI's taxonomy places the organism in Eukaryota, Viridiplantae, Streptophyta, Magnoliopsida, Cucurbitales, Cucurbitaceae. Gene Ontology annotation, biological process: ribosomal large subunit biogenesis. The record is from RefSeq and is a predicted model, not a curated record. The transcript is spliced from 4 exons. The coding region runs from base 171 to 2201 and encodes 676 amino acids. Gene Ontology annotation, molecular function: RNA binding; GTPase activity; GTP binding.